Messenger RNA from Uloborus diversus, 1159 nucleotides. It is a transcript of the gene Syx16, whose product is annotated as syntaxin-16-like. Lineage: Eukaryota; Metazoa; Arthropoda; Arachnida; Araneae; Uloboridae. Gene Ontology annotation, biological process: vesicle-mediated transport; intracellular protein transport; vesicle fusion. Gene Ontology annotation, molecular function: SNARE binding; SNAP receptor activity. The coding region runs from base 85 to 1038 and encodes 317 amino acids. Gene Ontology annotation, cellular component: SNARE complex; membrane; endomembrane system. The record is from RefSeq and is a predicted model, not a curated record. The transcript is spliced from 9 exons.
UUCACAGUUGUUGUGUUUACGUUUUGUAAACAUUUAACACCUAUUCUUCGAUUUUCAUGCUAUUUCCGUGCUGCUUUUUGUACAAUGGCUGCUACCAUUAACGUUACCUGUAGGAAUUUAACUGAUGUUUUCGUGUUAAUGAGAAAUAAUUCGCUUCAAAAUAAGAAUAUUUUCUCAGAUCAAGUCCUUGAUGACAAAGUUGCGUUAGUCUCUUCCCGGGAACUUGAUAAUGGUCACUCUUUCUCCAGGUGUAUUGAUGUUCCACCUGUCUGGGUGGAAGGCAUUGAAGAUGUUCAAUAUGAAAUGAGCAGAAUCAAGCAAAAAUUACAAGAAUUAAAAGCCCUUCAAGAUAAAAAUGUAACUCGACCAUCUCUUGAUGAUUCUUUGCAUGAAGAAAAAGAAAUUGAAAAUGUUACUUUGGAAAUUACCAGAAUGUUCCAUCAUUGCCAAAAAAUAAUUCACCAGAUUCGUGAAAGAAGUCGUGGAACCACCGCAAGAGAUUUUCAAGUGAGCCAGAAUGUGCUUUCGUCCUUAGUCAGCUCUUUGCAGGAGCUUUCUUCAAGAUUUCAUUCCACACAGUCCGAACACUUGAGGCAAUUAAGAUCAAGAGAAGAAAAAUCACAGCAGUUUUUUAACUCACCUUACCUACAGAAGUCGAAUGACAUUUCUGCUUUUGAUUCAUUACAAGAGGAUAACUAUAAUCAAAGCUUUUUGAAUGCUUCAGAUCAACAAAUGAUGCUGGAAAAUAAUACAUUGAUGGUGGAACAAAGAGAAAGAGAAAUCAGACAGAUUGUUAAAUCUAUAGCCGAACUAAAUGAUAUAUUUAAAGACUUGGCAUGCAUGGUUGCAGAUCAAGGUACUGUUUUGGAUCGAAUUGAUUACAAUUUAGAACAAGUGCAGACAAGCGUUCAUCAAGGAUUACAGCAGCUUCAAAAAGCUCAAACCUACCACAAAAAAAAUCGUAAAAUUGUAUGUAUCAUGUUUUUGGCUGCUUGUUGUGUAAUUUUGAUAACAAUGCUUGUGAUAUUUAAAUUGUAAUUAUAUGUUUAUUUAAAAGUUGUGUACUUGUAAAUAUACUUGUGUUCUUAUGUUAUAUUUUACUAAAUUGUAAUAUAGAAUCUAAUGUAUCAAAUGGUCAUUAUAUUUUAAUUCCCUAGUU